UCUGCAGUCUGUGUGUGUUAAUCCUACUCUGCAGUCUGUGCGCCAUAAUGAUAUUUCUGGCCCUGCUGGAGAUUGGCUACAGCGGUCACAGGGCUGGAUCACGUGGUUUGGUGUAAAUCUAGGGUGUAUUGCUGUCAUUUAUCACACUACCUCGUAAAAACGACACUGAAGAUUCUGGCCCAACAAAUCACAAGGAAAAAAUAUGAGCUCUUAUUAUGUGGAUGGUCUUUUUAGCAAAUAUACGGCGACCGGUUCUUUCUUCCCAAACGCCGACCGGGGUUCGUGCGCUCUUCGAGCCAGUGGAGAAGGACCCGAAUCUGUUCACAGUGGCGCAGCCCCUGCCUUUCCAACGUCCUUGUCCGGACUUUACAACGUCAACAAUGCUAUUUACCAGAGCCCCCCGAUGUUUACUCCUGCUUAUGACCAGGGGCCGGACGUGCACAGUCUGCACUGCAGCUCUUUCGACCAGAGCCGUCUGUUCGGGGACAGCUGCAUCCAGCCGGUGCCGGGUCCACUCACCUCGCCAGAGGACAAACACUACCGGAUGUACCCCUGGAUGAGAACAUCAGAUCCAAACAGAAAGCGUGGACGUCAGACGUACUCCCGGUACCAGACACUGGAGCUGGAGAAAGAAUUCCACUUUAACCGAUACCUGAACUGCCGGAGGCGCGUGGAGAUAGCACACGCGCUCUGCCUGACUGAGCGCCAGAUCAAAAUCUGGUUCCAGAACCGGAGGAUGAAGUGGAAGAAAGAUCACAAGGAUGAGUCUUCGAGCUCAAACCUCAGUGCCAACUCAGAGAACGUAAACAAGGAUGGUGAUGGUAAUCCGGUAACCAACGGACAGUCCAAGGCCCAGGAGGCAGAGCAAGGAGACUCCCCGUCUGCGGGUGUGGCGUCAGAAACCCCUGCAAGAGAAGGAGAUGGCGACGUAGAGGCUAUUAAUGAAAGAAACACUCCAUAAAUGUUUGUAUUUGUCAAAUGUUAAAGAUGUUUACUCUCAUAGAAUCGACACACUCUGUUCAUCAUGUUUGUUUAUCAAUUUAGAGAUUAGUAAGGAUUGGUGAAACGACUUGCAGGCUGAAGUUGAGAAGCACUUAUUUAUUGCACUGUAUACAAGCUAGUGAAACACUGUCUCUAGCAACAAAAGGCAUACGUCUAUGUGCACAUGAAAAGAAACGGAUACUACCUAUUUACACCAUAGUAUUAUUAUGAAAACUCAAUUUGAUCUUUGAAUGUAGAAAAGGCCUACUGUAAAUGUUAUUCAAUAAUAAAUAUUAUUGGUUGGGAACUAUUACAUAUUUUACUACUGAAAUAACAUUCCUGAACAGAGAACUACCUAACGCGACAGUUAAAUCCAAACAACUUCCGAAUUCAGCCUACCUCCAAUUUCAAUUGACUUAGACAAAGGGACCUUUUUCGCAUUCUAUUUGUUUCUAUUUCAAAUGUAAAUAAAAGCAAAUGUUGCGUAAAAGUGCCUUUGUUGAAUCAACUAGCGAAUAUGGCUUUAACGAUUUACUGUCCCUUAUUCUCGUUAUAUUGCAAUGCUGUAGCUGUUACGGCUUGGCAUAUUCCUAUAUCUUAUAUUUGUGAGAACUUAUCUUUUGGGGCCAUGUAGAGAUUGUAAUACAUAUUCGUAUGAUUCCAAUACCCUACCUCAGAGACUACAGACCUAUUCGGUUACUACUGUAUCACUGAAUUUCAAUACUGUAUAACUUAUUGUAUAUGUGUGAAAUUGAAGUCUUUGUAAACACUG
This is a messenger RNA of Salvelinus fontinalis (brook trout), 1753 nucleotides long. Its product is annotated as homeobox protein Hox-A7-like. Gene Ontology annotation, molecular function: DNA-binding transcription factor activity, RNA polymerase II-specific; RNA polymerase II cis-regulatory region sequence-specific DNA binding. The record is from RefSeq and is a predicted model, not a curated record. Gene Ontology annotation, biological process: regulation of transcription by RNA polymerase II; anterior/posterior pattern specification. Gene Ontology annotation, cellular component: nucleus. NCBI's taxonomy places the organism in Eukaryota, Metazoa, Chordata, Actinopteri, Salmoniformes, Salmonidae. The coding region runs from base 203 to 961 and encodes 252 amino acids. The transcript is spliced from 2 exons.